Uranotaenia lowii is the source of this 1505-nucleotide messenger RNA. RefSeq names its product barH-like 2 homeobox protein. The transcript has 5 exons. The coding region runs from base 378 to 1139 and encodes 253 amino acids. The record is from RefSeq and is a predicted model, not a curated record. Gene Ontology annotation, cellular component: nucleus. Lineage: Eukaryota; Metazoa; Arthropoda; Insecta; Diptera; Culicidae. Gene Ontology annotation, biological process: cell differentiation; regulation of transcription by RNA polymerase II. Gene Ontology annotation, molecular function: RNA polymerase II cis-regulatory region sequence-specific DNA binding; DNA-binding transcription factor activity, RNA polymerase II-specific.
CGAGUGGGAGUGUUGUUUGUUGUUGAUUCGGGGCCAAACCGAGAGACGGACGAUGGACGGAGGAAAAACUAAAUAACUUUGCUCCUGCUCCUGAUGGCGAGAGCAGUAACUUUGCACAAUUAGGAACGGAGCAGAAUUUCCAUUUGGGUUCUGGUCGCUGAUCGGGUUGGAGGUUCCGCGCGAAUUCGGAUAACUGACAAACGAAUUAGAAGCUGUGUUAGUGUGUGAUCAAAACCUUUUUGGGAAUAUGUUAUUAAAUUGUUGUUAAAAAGUAAAAUUCAAACAAGUGGAAAAGAGAAUAAGAAGUGUGAUAAAUGAAAAAAAUGUAAAAAUUGAAGAAGUGAAAAUAUCCAUCAACAAUAAAAAGUGCAAUAUUUAUGAGUUCACCAGCAAGUGCAAGCCAGGUCAAAAUGGAAUCUAGCAAAUCGUUUUUCAUACGGGAUUUAUUAGGAGAUCUGAUAUCUGGACGGCAUUCUAGUGAAUCACAAUACUCAACCGGCGGCAAAGGUGGAAUAACAUCGGAAACGGACGAUGAUGAUGACAGUGAUAUCGAUAUCGAUAUCGAGGAUCGUUCUUCGCCAGAUUCGGUCAUAACUUCCGGUGGAUAUCAUUCACAUCAACAUCACCCCCACCAUCAGCAUCACCCACAGCUUUCGUCCGCCGGUGGGACACUGCUAACUGUACAGAAUCUCGUUAAUCGAGGAGAUAACAGCAACGGGUUAAUAGUGAAAGCUGGCCGAAAGCCCCGACGGAGAAGGACGGCUUUCACUCACGCUCAGCUGGCGUAUUUGGAGCGGAAGUUUAGGUGUCAAAAAUAUCUGUCCGUAGCCGACCGAAGUGAUGUGGCUGAUGCGCUAAAUUUAUCCGAGACGCAAGUAAAAACGUGGUAUCAAAAUCGAAGGACCAAAUGGAAACGCCAAAACCAGCUCCGCUUAGAACAGCUAAGGCACCAAGCAAGCCUAGAGAAGGAGCUAAUCAACAGUCAGGAGCAAGGAUCCCCACCGAAUGGGAUCCAAUGCUGUCCAACAACCGGAUCGCUAACGGCAUCCUUCAGUCAAAAUCCGUGCAAUUUUCUCACUUCGGCAGCGGCGGCUGCAAUUUUCCGAAACGUAUCCUACGCCCACGGUUGUCCUCUGUAAUUUCAAAACACCCCUUCAAUUCAUCCCAUCCUAUUCACCCCAAUAAUCGAGACAAAUCAGAAAAAUAAAACAUAAUGUUUACAGAUGACUGAUCCCGACCCAACCCCUGCUCAUGGCCAUGGAACAAACAAACGGUGGGACAUGAUGAAGUGAUGAGUGUUUUGUGUCCCAAUUAUGGACUUUUUGAAUCCAGAAAUUGAUUGUAUUGUAAACGAUGUGUGCAGGUAGGGGGAUAUCACAUCACAACUUGUAAAUAGCUUAAGGUGUUUGUUACGAAACCGGGAUUACACAGAAAAGAGUCGCAUAAUGAAUGUGUAGCUAAUAAUAUGUAGACCGAUAUGAUUAUGAUGUUAGAAGAAGAGGAAG